This is a messenger RNA of Diabrotica virgifera virgifera (western corn rootworm), 759 nucleotides long. RefSeq lists its product as uncharacterized. The coding region runs from base 1 to 759 and encodes 252 amino acids. The record is from RefSeq and is a predicted model, not a curated record. NCBI's taxonomy places the organism in Eukaryota, Metazoa, Arthropoda, Insecta, Coleoptera, Chrysomelidae. The transcript has a single exon.
AUGGGACAAAAAAAGAAAAACAAAAAAGGCGGAAGAGAGAGCAGCGGGGGCGAAAAAGAAAACAGAAGAGGCGGGGAAAAAGAAAGGGACGAGAAUCAAGGGGAGAAAAGAUGGAGAAGAGAAGUGGAAGAAAAGGAAGACCCCGGAUCUAGAACCAGCGCAAACAGAAGCAAGGGAAAAGAAAGAGAAGGUAAGAGGGAAACAAGGGAAGUAAGAGAGGAACUGCAAACCAAGAGAGAAGAAGAAAGAAAGAGAAUAGGAAAAGAAAAAGAGGGAGAAGAGAACAGACAGAAGGACGAAAAAAAUAAAGCGAAGAGUCAAAGGAAAGAAAACGCAAGGGAAGAAGGGGAAUCGAGCAGCUCUGACAGCAGUUCCGAUGAUGAAUCGGAGGAAGAGGAGCAAACACCCAACUGUAAUGCAAGAACAAAGUUGGAACGCCUCCAGGAUAGUGUAGCGGCCCUUGAAAAACUCAUGGUUGAGGUGCCAAAUACAAGGGUUGCCAUAAAGCAGGAGGUCGACAUCCUGAGAAACCGGUUGUUCGAUUAUACCGAGGAACUAGAGGAAAGCAAGAAGAAAGAAGAGGUUCCAAGGAAGUCUGUUUGCACGACAUCCAGAGGUGUGCAGACGAACAUGGAGCCCUUGAAAGUCAAGAAAAUGGCAACAAUGGGUGUUCAAGUGGACCUAGAGAACCCAGAAGCCAUUAAAAGGAGGGUGGACGCCAUCACGGAAAAAUGGCAAUAUGCGAGUACGAGGAAAUAA